GGGCCAGGAAGCAGGAGAGGCGGCUGGAGGGCUGUGGGUGACGCGGAGGAUCCCGCGAUCCUUUGCAUUUGCAAGCCGGGCCCCACACUUUUGCAUUUGCAAGCCGGACUCCAGCUUGACAGGAGCCGCAGGUCUUCCUUCCCAUGGCCCUGAGAGCCCCCACUGCCGUCCGGAGGCUGCUGCAAGUCAGCCGCACCUGUAUGCCAGGCUCCUGGGAUGCCAAGGCACAGAGCACUAGCGCCCCUGCCCCCAAAGGAAAUGAAGCAAAGGCCUCUGGGAAAACAGCCAAAGGUGCCCACUUUGACUGGCAAGAUGCCCUUCUGCUGGACAGGCUCCUCACCAGGGAAGAGGUCAUGAUCCGGGACUCCUUCCGCACAUACUGCCAGGAAAAGCUGAUGCCCCGGAUCCUCCUGGCCAAUCGGAAUGAGGUCUUUCACCGGGAAAUCGUGUCCGAAAUGGGAGCCCUGGGCGUCCUGGGCCCAACCAUCAAAGGUUACGGCUGCGCAGGGACCACCUACGUUGCCUACGGGCUCCUGGCGAGGGAGAUUGAGCGGGUGGACAGCAGCUACCGGUCGGUCAUGAGCGUUCAGUCGUCUUUGGUGAUGCACCCAAUAUAUGCCUAUGGGACAGAGGAGCAGAAGCAGAAAUAUUUGCCCCGCUUGGCAAAAGGGGAAUUGCUGGGCUGUUUUGGGCUCACAGAGCCCAACCAUGGGAGCGAUCCUGGCGGCAUGGAGACGCGGGCCCGAUACAACCCCUCCAGCAAGACCUACACACUCAAUGGCACCAAAACCUGGAUCACGAAUUCUCCGGAGGCCGACCUGUGUGUGAUGUGGGCCGUGUGUGAGGACGGCAAAGUGCGGGGCUUCCUCUUGGAGCGUGGCAUGAAAGGGCUGUCCACCCCGAAGAUCGAGGGCAAAUUUUCCCUGCGGGCUUCCAUCACGGGGAUGAUCGUCAUGGAGGACGUGGAGGUCCCCGAGGAGAACCUGCUGCCCCACGUCUCUGGACUCGCUGGUCCCUUUGGGUGCUUGAACAACGCUCGCUAUGGGAUCGCCUGGGGUGCUCUGGGAGCAGCUGAGUUCUGCAUGCAGACAGCCAGGCAGUACACCCUGGACCGGACCCAGUUUGGUGUCCCCCUGGCAAAAAACCAACUGAUCCAAAAGAAGCUGGCCGAUAUGCUUACAGAGAUCACCAUUGGUUUAAACGCAUGCCUUCAGUUGGGCCGUCUCAAAGAUGAAGACAAAGCCACCCCUGAGAUGAUUUCCAUGCUGAAGCGGAAUUCCUGUGGGAAGGCCCUGGACAUCGCGCGGCAAGCACGGGACAUGCUGGGAGGCAACGGCAUUGCAGACGAGUACCACGUCAUUAGGCACGUCAUGAACCUGGAGGCCGUCAACACCUACGAAGGUACCCAUGAUAUCCAUGCCCUCAUCUUGGGCAGGGCCAUCACUGGACUCCAAGCUUUCACUGCUGGAAAAUGAACGCGUUUCUCUGCGAUGUGUCUUCGCCGCUCUGACAAGAGAUCACCUGUAGAGACUGUGAUGCCACAACGGUUUUUAAAAACUGAGCGUGCCUGCUGCUGCUGACCAGACUCUGAAGGAAUGUGUUUCUUCACCUCAGCUCGUUUUCAUUUUUGUAAUUUGACUUGAAAUUCCAUACCCAAGGCAGGCACUGGAGAGUUCUCAACUCCAGGCCAAAAGGUGCAGAUACAGGAGCUUGUGCUGAGGUCCAAAAAGCACGCCGUUAUGCGGAAGGGAACGGCAAUCCAGGCAGGGUACAGGAUGAGGGAGUGUCUAGCUCCAAAACUGGGAAACUUGUCUGUCGGACAAGUAGUUGUGGUAUGUAACUGCCAAGUGACCCAGCCAGAGCAAUAUCCAAACCAAUGCAGGGCUCAUCUACUGUGUAAGGAUUUUUAAACGUUCCAGGACUGAGUCUUGCUGGUAAGGUAAGAUAAAAUAAAAGCACUGAUCGCUUGCUGCUGAAAUGCAGAACUUAUCGCCUAGCUCUGCUGUGGGGCCUUGAAUCAGCGGUUGUUACAGUGCCUCGUUAUUCCUGUUUGUUAAAAGAAGCGCCAAGAAUCUUUUCUGCUGUUUGACUAAAUCUACAAAUCCGACGGAGUCUGUCCCAGCUCUAGGGCAGUUUUGCACUUUUGAAUCUCAUGUUCCCUUUUGAUUGUUUAAGGAAUAAACUGAAUUUGAUGCA
Molecule: messenger RNA, 2196 nt
Organism: Heteronotia binoei (common prickly gecko)
Lineage: Eukaryota; Metazoa; Chordata; Lepidosauria; Squamata; Gekkonidae
Gene: GCDH
Product: glutaryl-CoA dehydrogenase
Exons: 12
Coding region: 144-1475 (443 amino acids)
Biological process (GO): fatty acid beta-oxidation using acyl-CoA dehydrogenase; fatty-acyl-CoA biosynthetic process
Cellular component (GO): mitochondrial inner membrane
Molecular function (GO): fatty-acyl-CoA binding; flavin adenine dinucleotide binding; glutaryl-CoA dehydrogenase activity
Source: RefSeq, a predicted model, not a curated record